Cyprinodon tularosa is the source of this 2812-nucleotide messenger RNA. Its product is annotated as 6-phosphofructo-2-kinase/fructose-2,6-bisphosphatase 2-like. The transcript is spliced from 16 exons. The coding region runs from base 251 to 1852 and encodes 533 amino acids. The record is from RefSeq and is a predicted model, not a curated record. Gene Ontology annotation, biological process: fructose 2,6-bisphosphate metabolic process; fructose metabolic process. Gene Ontology annotation, molecular function: fructose-2,6-bisphosphate 2-phosphatase activity; ATP binding; 6-phosphofructo-2-kinase activity. Gene Ontology annotation, cellular component: cytosol. Lineage: Eukaryota; Metazoa; Chordata; Actinopteri; Cyprinodontiformes; Cyprinodontidae.
UGUAUCAGAAAGGAGGCGGACCUGAAGCCGAGGGGGAAGAAGGGGAUGUCAGCGUAGCCGCUUCAGGUCAAAUAAUAGCAUCACUCACAAAAGUGGAGGACACCCCGGCACAAUUUACACUUUGGCUCGUCUUGAUCUAAUAUUAUGCCAGCAUCACGCUGCAUGUGACAUGUUACAGCACAUUUCCCCGUGACCAGAGAUCACUGUCCCUCCACCUGCUGUAACAUUGGGGCGCAGCUCAAGCCCAGUCAUGGCUGCCAGAAACCAGAAACCUCCUGCCGAUUUAAAAAGCUCAGCUGAAGCCAAAAGGACGGACCAAAAGAACAAUGAGAAGAAGUGCUCUUGGGCCUCCUAUAUGACCAAUUCUCCACUUAUGAUAGUGAUGAUUGGAUUACCUGCUAGGGGGAAAACCUACAUGUCUAAGAAGCUGACACGCUACCUCAACUGGAUCGGAGUUCCUACAAAGGUCUUUAAUCUGGGAGCUUACAGGAGAGAAGCAGUGCAGUCAUACAAGUCCUAUGAUUUCUUCAGACAUGACAAUGAAGAGGCGAUGGAAAUUAGAAAACAGUGCGCCUUGGUGGCACUGCAGGAUGUUAAGACCUAUCUGAAUGAGGAAGGAGGCCAGAUUGUUGUUUUCGAUGCCACAAACACAACCCGAGAAAGGAGGACACUCAUCCUUGAUUUUGCAAAGGAAAAUUCAUACAAGGUGUUUUUUGUGGAAUCAUUAUGCGAUGAUCCAGAUGUCAUUGCUGAAAACAUUCUGGAAGUAAAGGUGUCCAGCCCUGAUUACCCUGAACGGGACAGAGAAAGCGUCAUGGACGAUUUUCUAAAGAGAAUCGAAUGUUAUAAAGUGACCUACCAGCCUUUGGAUCCAGACGAACACGACAAGAACCUGUCCUUCAUCCAGGUCAUAAAUGUCGGUCGCCGUUUCCUGGUGAACAGGGUGCAGGAUUACAUCCAAAGUAAGAUAGUCUAUUAUCUGAUGAACAUCCAUGUCCACUCCCACUCCAUCUACCUUUGCCGGCACGGAGAGAGCCAGCACAAUCUGGAAGGACUCAUUGGAGGCGACUCCGGUCUGUCAGAGAGAGGAAAGAAGUUUGCUGUGGAGCUGAAAGCUUUUGUGAAAGAACACAAGCUGUCUGAUCUGAAAGUCUGGACCAGUCAGCUGAAGCGCACCAUUCAGACUGCAGAAGAGCUGGGUGUUCCCUAUGAGCAGUGGAAGAUUCUGAAUGAAAUUGAUGCUGGAGUGUGCGAGGAGAUGACCUAUGCUAUGAUUGAGAAGAAGUAUCCAGAGGAGUUUGCUAUGAGAGACCAGGACAAGUAUCAUUACCGAUACCCUGGUGGAGAGUCCUACCAAGACCUGGUCCAGCGUCUGGAGCCGGUUAUCAUGGAGCUGGAACGGCAAGGCAACGUUCUGGUCAUCUGUCAUCAGGCUGUCAUGCGCUGUUUGCUCGCCUACUUCUUGGACAAGGGCGCAGACGAUUUACCCUACAUGAAAUGUCCGCUGCACACUGUCCUCAAACUCACCCCAGUGGCCUAUGGAUGUAAAGUGGAGAUGUUCGAUCUAAAAGUGGAAGCUGUUAACACUCACAGGGACAGACCUCUGAACAAAGUGAAAACAAACACCAUGCCGGCACCUUUGUUCCGUAGGAACAGCUUCGAUCCGCUGUCCAGCCAAGACCAAAUUAAACGGCCGCGUCUGUUCAGCAUGGGAAGCCUCACACACUCACACAUGUUCCCUUCUUUUCCUGCCUCACUCUUUUCUGAUGUGUCUGAGGGAGCUGAACUGCUGCAAAAUGAGGACCCUGUGAAUGGCUGUAGCACUCCAGAUACAGAAGAAAAAAACACAUAAGGAGGUAGUUUAAUCUAAUCUACCUCAAGAAACACCCGUCUCCUUCACAUCAGCGUUUCCAUGCCUUCCUUCUACCAACCAAGGCUGGUUCCUGUGUGAAUGUCCAAGUUUCGUGGAUCAUCGGUUAAAUUUUCAGCUUUCAUAUUCCUCUCCUGUAUUAAGAGCAUGUAUUUGUUGAGUUAAACCUUUGUGUUAUUUUGGGUGUGUUUGUUUAAGCAUGGUUUUGCACAUAUAUGUACGAGCUCACAGCUUCUGAAUGAUAUUUUAUCUGCACUGUGAUCGUGCCAAAUGCGCAAAAAGAUUUUUAGACUAAACUUGGAAUGUCAUAAUCUUUAACUGAGUCAGUAUAAAAGGGAAGAAAACGGCCUCUGCAGAAACAGCCUUGAUUUGUCCUCUGAUAGCUUUUCUAUUUUAACUUUCAUUUGUAAACAUUCCAUUGCAUUGUGUAUCCUUCCUUAUUGUAAUCUGACUGUGAAGUAAUUAUUCUCUUUUAACCGUGAUUGAAGCUCAUGCAGCUGCUUUUGUUAGAUUCAGCACACAGACACAAGCUCUAAAAAAGGAUUAAACACUGUCUGACCCUUUAAAAGUGCAAGAGGUACUUUAACUUUGCUUUAGUCAGAAAACAAUUCAGUUAUUUCUAUCUGUGUUGUGUUUGAAUGUAUCCUUCAUUUUAUAUUAAGACUCCAAAGAUAUAAACCCUUUCAGGGACUUCAGAUUGAUUCAAAGAAGUGUCAAAAUGUUCAUUAAUGCUGGAGUUUUGUUGAUGUUUGUAAAUUCCAUUUUGCAGCAAAUCUGUAAAUUGAAACAGUGCCUUUAUUUAAUUGAGUAAGAGUCUGUUAAGAAUAGCAAUUACUUGGAUUUAAAGGUCUACAAUUAGCUAAAUUGAAUUUAUGAAUGAAAACAAUAGUAAUAUAUUUGUAAAUUUUUAAAAAGAGCUUUAAAUUUUGCACACAAUUAUUU